AUGCCUAUUAAUGUUUCUCCUGUUGCGCAGCUUGCUGCUGUUGGUAUUUUCCUUGCUGCGCCGCUUGCUGUUGAUGAAACUGCAACUGUUGUUGUUGCCAUUGUUGCAUCUGCUACUGAUGCGUCGCCUGUUGUUGCUGCAGUAACUGAUGUUUUUGUUGCUGAAGUCAUUACAAAAUUUUCCCCCAUUCCAUUUCAAGAUUCUACACUUCCAAGUAAGCCACUAAAUGUGACAGUUCUGAACGCUUCAUCAACGACAAUGAAUUUAUUAUGGAAAGUACCUGACCAUCCUAAUGGUCAGAUAAUGGGAUAUCGGCUUUUCUUUGUCCACUCUAACAUCACUGAUGUGGAAACCAUUCAAGCAAAUAAUGAACCAAUUGUGGAACACACACUGAAAAGCCUGAAGCCAUAUACAGAGUACAAAAUUUUUGUGAAAGCAUUUACUAAGCAUCAUGAAGGAGAUGUAUCGGAUGCGAUUUUACACAAGACUGAUAUCAUGGGACCAAGUGCUCCUCGCAUAGUAAAUCUGACUUGUCAAUCAAAUGACACUUUGUUAUUACAGUGGCAACGCCCAGCAGAGUUCUAUAACAGUAUUGACUUUUAUUUCAUCACGUAUCGAAUUGAGAAUACAGAGGAGAUAGAAGAAUUGAGUAUUGAAACAUCCAAGGAACACUUAGAAAGCACGAUAAAAAUUACCAAUCUCACUAAGAAUGCCAUGUAUGAAAUUAUGAUACGAGCUGCUUCACGCAGUAUCUUCAAUAAAAAAGUUGUUAUCCAAGGAGAGGAUUCUCCUCUGCGAAAAGUGCAAGUUCGCCCCGACUGUGACAAAAUACAGACACUCAAUCAAAGCAGUAGUCGUGAAUUAAGUGCUGGAAUGAUAGCAGGAGUUGUUUGUGCUGUUUCAUCCUUGCUAUUAGCCAUUUCAGUUUUUAUUUUAUGGAGAAAAUGUUUUCAUGCUGCCUAUUAUUACUUGGAUGACCCACCUCGAGCUCCACCACCAACACUGCUAGAUUGGGACGGAGACAUGAAAACAGCAAUUCCUGUGCAUCUCUUCCCGAAGCAUGUUAGCGAGUUACAUGCUGACGGGGACAUCGGUUUCAGCAAAGAAUAUGAAGCUAUCCAAGCUGCAUCCACCCAAGAAGAAUAUACUUCAGAACAUUCCCAGCAUCCAGACAAUAAGACGAAGAACAGAUAUCUGAACAUUUUGGCCUAUGAUCAUAGCCGAGUGCAGCUUCUGCCAGUACCUGGACAGAAGAAGUCAGUGGAUUACGUCAAUGCAAAUUACAUAGAUGGAUUCCAGAGGUCACGAGCUUACAUUGGCACACAAGGCCCACUGCCAGCUACUUUUGACUGCUUUUGGCGAAUGGUUUGGGAGCAGCGGGUGGCAAUAAUUGUCAUGAUUACAAAUCUUGUGGAACGUGGACGGAGAAAGUGUGAUCAGUAUUGGCCAAAGGAGGGCACAGAAACCUAUGGUGUAAUCCAGGUGCGUCUUGUGGAAGAGAAUGUUCUGGCAACAUACACUGUGCGAACUCUGCAAAUUCGCCAUUUACGAAUAAAGAAGAAGAAACAUACUAUGGCUGAUCGUCUAGUGUACCAGUACCAUUACACAAAUUGGCCAGAUCAUGGUACUCCUGAUCAUCCACUUGCCGUCCUGAGCUUUGUGAAAAAGUCAUCUGCAGCUAAUCCUUCUGAAGCAGGACCGAUCAUUGUGCACUGCAGUGCUGGCGUUGGCCGGACAGGUACAUAUAUAGUUCUGGAUGCCAUGCUAAAGCAAAUACGUGCCAAAGGGGAAGUGAAUAUAUUUGGAUUUUUACGUCAUAUUCGAACACAGAGGAAUUUCUUAGUUCAAACUGAGGAACAGUAUAUUUUCAUCCAUGAUGCUCUAGUGGAAGCUAUUGAGAGUGGAGAGACAAACAUCAAUCAGACCUAUUUGUCACGUUACAUUCAUAGUCUACAGGCUAAUGAAUGUGUGGAUGAAAAAGUAGAAGCUACAAGAUUGCUUGAUGUUCAUUUCAAACAUGUUACAUCAUUCCAGGCAAAAGAUUUUAACCUAGUAUCUGCUAAUAAGCCAUGCAACAUAAUGAAAAAUCGUUCAACAGAAAUCUUGCCUGUAGAGAGUGCAAGGGUUCAUCUUACACCAAAACCUGGAGUGGAUGGCAGUGAUUACAUUAAUGCAACUUGGUUUCAAGGUUUCCACAAGUUGCGUGAAUUCAUUAUUACCCAACAUCCUUUGCAAGAAACCGUCCAGGACUUUUGGCAGAUGGUCUGGGACCACAAUGCUCAGGCUAUUGUGUUGCUGUCUAGUGUAGAUGAUCAGGACUAUGGAACGUUCUGGCCAAUGGAACAAGAAGACAUUGAAGCUGAACACUUUAGAGUAAAAUUAAUUGAUGAAACUGACAAUGUUGUGUACCUGACGCGAGAUUUAAGUUUGCAUUCUCUUCAAGAUGAUUAUGAACUGGUUGUGCGUAUGUUUCAUCAAGCAAAUUGGCCUCAUAGCUGCAGUUCGAUGGUUACUGUGUUUGAUCUCAUCAGUCUGGUUCAGAAAUGGCAUCAAAAAUAUCAAAAUGGACCUAUUGUUGUUGUAGACAGGUUUGGAGGAACAGAAGCUGCUACGUUCUGUUGUCUAACAACCUUGAGCAAACAAUUAGAAUAUGAAAAUCAUAUUGAUGUUUACUUAUAUGCCAAAGUAUUUCAUAAUAAGCGUCCUGGAAUUUGGAAUACUCAGGAUCAUUACUUGUACCUUUACAAAGCCAUGGAGGCAUCCAGUGGAAAUGCAACCAAUGCUAUCCCAGCCCCUCCUCCAGCUCCUCCUGAUCUAUAUCUCACAGCCAAUGGCCACAUCAAUGGGUUUGUGGGCAAUGGUAAUGGCAGCAUGUGCAUGUCCCCAGAUGAACUGGAGGUUGGGAUUGGCCCACAAGAGUCUCCAGCAUAAUGGCACGAAGACAAAGCAUCAGACUAUGAUUGUUGGAUGGACAAAUGUCACUCUCUCUCUCUCUAGCGUCUGGUUGUGAUGUGAAGUAGCACAAAAGUUGAGGCCUGCCUGCGGUAGCAUGUUAGUGAGAAUGAGAAAUAAGUGACGUAACAUGUGGUGCAAAAUUAUUUAUGAAGAAAUAGGUGUCAGUCAGUGAAUUUUACCUUAGUGUUGCAUUUGUACGUAACUAACUUUGUGUCCUCACUUUGAUUUUUGUGUUUUGGAUGGAAUUGUGUUGUGUUGUAUUGUGAAUCCAAAACAAUUCAGGGGCUUGACGUUUAGGGCACUACUCACUCCAGACUAUAGGUACACAAUGUCCUUUUAUGUUUAUUUGUGUCAUCAUGAUGGAAUAGUCAUGCACUUGGCUGUAUUAAUGAAUUAGGUGUUGUACAGCUACUGUACUUUAUUAGUUAUUUGUUACAGUCAGCCACAACUGUCCUUAAUGUGUAAUAUUGAACUUGCUUCAGUGUUGCAUGUAUGUUUAUCUGCCAGAUAAUUGAAAAAAUUGGCUCAUGUCUGUGUUAUAUUCAUGUAGUGGAGCUUCAUUAGUGCCAAGACAGUGUUAAAUAUCAGUAUACUGGAAAUAUGGUAAUCAUUUGUACUUUAUUGCAAGUAUACUUGGUAUCUCAUGACAAGAUCUUAAUGUUUAAUUAUGUGAUGUUUGUCAGUCCCCUUUACAAAUGACUGCAACAAAAUGAUUCUGUCAUAUCCUGCUGUGUGUGUUUGGGUUCGUCUCUUUGGGGGCAAGCAUAGUUCCAUAUCAUCCAUUCCAAAAAACUUCAGGUCAUGUUGCAUUGAUUUGUGUUCACUGUGUGGAUUUAUUCCAUGUGUGUAAAUGCACAAGAAAUUGACAACAAUUAGUAAAAAUUGUGCACUUGUGACAAUGGGAGCUAGAGCUGUGGCAUUGUGCUGUGCCUGGGACACUUGAUUGUUCAUUACCACUGUGUUGUAGUUUCUUCCUCUCCUCAAUUAUUCCUGUACUGUUGAUGUGAUUUGUUAGGUCAGUAGUAUGUGUUUUGGACUUUAGUGAUAUGUUUUUUGUAAAUGUAGAGUUGCUUUGAUUUUUAAUGUAGUGUCUUUUAAGUGUUCAGACAGACAUAUAUUGUAUAUUGCGAAUAAUUUUUUUCUGAUAUGAGCUUAAUUUUAUCUCAUUAGUCAAAUUCCACUAUGUUAAUUUUAAAUAAAAAUAUAUAUAAAUAUAUACGUAAUGUAUGGAAAGUAUUACUAUAUGUUAUUUUGAAGGUCAUCAGUGGUGAGCUGGUGUGUUGCUUGAUUUACAGUUAUUUGUAAUUUCUGCAAAUAAGAUAUUUUAUUUACUGAUAUUAUGCAAAUUAUUGUAGUGUUUAUCAUUGUAUUAUGGAGUUAAAAAUUGAUACAUGUUUAUUAAUGCAAUGUUAUUGAUGGACAAUAUAUUUUUUGUGAGUUGGUUAAUGUGAGUUGGGGAAUAUUUACAAGAUCGUUAUGUGGUCUUGAUACAUUUUCAGAGCCUCUGUUCUCUGGACUCCAAGUGACUGAUGGAUUUCUGAUAUCUAAAAUAGUUGUGAAAAUAUUUUAUGUAAAGACAAUAAAUUUAUUUUCAGUAAACUGAAAGUAAGAAAUCCAUCAUCAGGUGGCAAGAAUGUUGGAAUCUCAUUUUAAGAAUCUCUCCGACGUAGGCACUAAGCAACAUGUAUCAAAAUAAAGAAAUAACAUUCACUAUGUUGGCUGCCUUGAGUUAUGACAAGACUUUUUUUAAUAAUUGGCAUUUUCAAUUUGAGUGAAUAAAGUAAAAAAUAGUCUAUUCUUGAUGUCACAAAAACAAGUUUUUUGAGGAUGCUAAAUGUCAUUUGUGUUCUUUGCUGCAUUUUUUUGUUUUAUUUUAAAGUUUAUAAAGUAUGUUUUAAGGCUUUU
Molecule: messenger RNA, 4860 nt
Organism: Gryllus bimaculatus (two-spotted cricket)
Lineage: Eukaryota; Metazoa; Arthropoda; Insecta; Orthoptera; Gryllidae
Source: the annotation of a GenBank genome assembly